Messenger RNA from Exophiala bonariae, 1623 nucleotides. RefSeq lists its product as uncharacterized. NCBI's taxonomy places the organism in Eukaryota, Fungi, Ascomycota, Eurotiomycetes, Chaetothyriales, Herpotrichiellaceae. The coding region runs from base 1 to 1623 and encodes 540 amino acids. The transcript has 2 exons. The record is from RefSeq and is a predicted model, not a curated record.
AUGGGAACUCUGUGGGGAACCAAGCAGAAUGGCGAAGACCACGAGGACCGUGAUGAGGAGCAGCUGCAACAAGAAGGACCUCGAGCAAGCUCAUCACACAGCCAACCCACUCGACGCUCAGAAGAUGCAAACGAACGGACGAGACUGUUGCCUCGCCAUGACCAAAGUCAAGCAUACUUGAGUCCGGAUGAUCCUGCUGUAUCGCCAUACAACCUAUGGAGUGUUCGAGCUCUAAGAUGGUUCGAAGUCCUUUUCCUUGUCAUCACCUGCCUAUGGUGGGUUCUCCUCUUCAUAUCUAUCUUCGUCAGCCCUCCGAGUAUGCAUUCGAGAGGGUCAGGGUUUUUUGACGUCGCCUACACUACCCUUACUAUCGGUAACAUCCUGAUCGCUCUCUUGUUCUUUGCCGUGCCUUCAACAGCCAUGAGUAUCCUUAGCAUGGCAAUAUCGGUCAUCUUGCUCAUUGACAUGAUCAUCAUUCUGGCCGUGGCUCGCAUCCGCGUCGAAGAAGGCUGGAUUGGCAUUGCCUCGGUGGUUUGGGCUGCGCUCAUUGGUUUCUACAAUAUUGUCACCAACAGGACUGUGAAAUGGGGCAAGGCUGAGGAGGAAGAGCGCCUGACUGGCCGACACGAGACAAAACGGUCACUUCGAGAAUGGUGUGCGGUGUUCACCGCCACCUUCUUCAUGGUCAUCUACGUUCUCAUCACAGUCUUGUUGACUGCUACCUUGGUCCUGCGCUCUCGCGAUGCUACGCUGGCUGCACCCGGCCAACGAUAUCUCGUGGACGGUGACAAGUAUCAAGUUCAUUUUGCAUGUGUUGGCAACCAGACCUUUACUCCAAAGGGCAAGCCCAACCCGACUGUACUACUGGAGGGCGGAUAUAUGCCAGUCGAGGACUCUUUUGAGGAGUGGGUGUAUGAUGCCUACAAGAAUGGCACUAUUCCUCGGUAUUGCUAUUGGGAUCGACCGGGUUUGGCAUGGUCGGACAACGCGCCAUCGCCCCAUUCUGCCGGUAUGUCUGCUGAUGCCAUUUCCGAGGCUCUCGCCAUCGCGGGCGAAGAUGGACCGUGGAUCUUGGUUUCCGCAGGAAUUGGCAGUGUGUAUAGCCGAGUAUUCUCUGCUCGUCAUCCACGUGCCAUUAGCGGCAUGAUGUUCAUCGAUGGGCUACACGAGGAUCUUCUCUACAAGGUGUCCAGUCCAGGUCGGGGAUUCGUCCUUUGGGGUCGCGGAAUCAUUUCUCCACUUGGCCUUGACCGACUGGCAGGUGCCUUAUUCAAAGGACGCACAAAGGAGGAUCGAGUGUUCGGCAAGUCAUCUUACCAGGGCGGGAAGUUUAUCAAGAACAAGCUGCAAGAAAACCUGGUCGCUGAUUCCUUGACCAAGAAUGAGGUUUCCAGCGCCAGAAACAUCCAAGAUCCAAAGGUGCCGCUGGUUGUGGUGACUUCUGGAGUGCACGUGCGACAAGACAAGGAUUGGGAGCGAAAGCAAGAGGAUUUGACGAAAGUCACGGACAAAUUACUUUCGUGGGAUAUCGUGAAAAGGGGCCCAAGAGAGGAGGUCUGGAGGACCUUGGAGGGCCGCACCUUGCUUGAGAAGAGACUGGGGCAGCUGUACAAGGCCUCAUGA